Molecule: messenger RNA, 381 nt
Organism: Brachypodium distachyon (stiff brome)
Lineage: Eukaryota; Viridiplantae; Streptophyta; Magnoliopsida; Poales; Poaceae
Product: PHD finger protein ALFIN-LIKE 2-like
Exons: 4
Coding region: 1-381 (126 amino acids)
Biological process (GO): regulation of DNA-templated transcription
Cellular component (GO): nucleus
Molecular function (GO): transcription cis-regulatory region binding; histone binding; transcription coregulator activity
Source: RefSeq, a predicted model, not a curated record
AUGGAGACGCCCAAGACCGUGUUAUUCAAUUUGGAGGGUGUCUUCGAGGAUUUCUCUACCCGGCGAACAGCCCUCAUCCGCGCCCUGACCACCGAUAGGGAUGAAUUCUACGGUUUCUGCAACUCAGAGACCGAAAUUCUCUGUCUAUACGGCCAUGACGAUGGGAGCUGGGAAGUGAAGCCUCCGGAGCCGAUGGUGCCUACGAUGCUGCCGGAGCCCAUGACCGGAAUCAACCUAUGCCGGAACGACGUCAGCCGUGUUGAUUGGCUCUCAAUCGUCGCCAUCCACUCCGACGCUUGGCUGAUGUCUGUCUCUUUCUUCCUUGGGGCGUUGCUUACUUCUGAUGAAAGGUAUACUAGCGUUUCAGUUAAAAAUGAGUAA